Pantherophis guttatus is the source of this 5093-nucleotide messenger RNA. It is a transcript of the gene TDRP, whose product is annotated as testis development related protein. Gene Ontology annotation, biological process: spermatogenesis. The record is from RefSeq and is a predicted model, not a curated record. NCBI's taxonomy places the organism in Eukaryota, Metazoa, Chordata, Lepidosauria, Squamata, Colubridae. Gene Ontology annotation, cellular component: cytosol; nucleus.
AAUCUCCCAGCUGCCGCUCGCGCUCUUCCUCGCUCCGGCUCCCUCCCAUCGCCCAGUCAGCCGCAAACAUGGCAGCGGCUGCUCGCAGGCUCUACUACGCUGCGGUGGCGGCUCUGACAACGAGGCGGAACGGUCACAGGCAUAAAUAAGAAGGACCGGUCCACUUUUUACCUCCUCCUCUUCCCCCUUCCUCUUCCUCUCCCUCCCGCCUCCACUCAUAAUGUGGAAGCUCAACAAGAGCAGUAAAGUCCUCCUGGAUGAUUCACCAGAGGAAGAAGACAGCCAUCGGCAGGAACCGCCAUCUCCACCAUCGCCAGCAGGCACCUUUUCAGCUCAGACUAAGAACAAGGAUUCAUGUCUUCAGGAUGAAGUAACAUCUUCUGUUUCACAACUCGCAACAAAGGUUCAAGGUGCAGGCUUUCGGGGUUGGAAAGAAGUAACCUCCAUAUUUAAUAAAGAUGAUGAACAACAAUUAUUAACAGGAUGUAGAUCUCCAAAAUCUAAAGGAACAAAUAUGAAACUUAAAGAAGAUUUGAAAUCAGAAAAGAAAGGUGGAUUUUGGGACAGCUUGGUGAUAAAACAGAACAUCCAUUCCAGGAAGCCCGAUGAGAUUGAAGGAUGGGAACCUCCCCAGAUUCCUGCCAGCGACCACCUCAGUGAUGCAGAAAAUACUCUAAGUGACUCUUCAUCUUGGUCAGGCUGGGAAGAUGAAACCAAAGGCUCAACGAAGUACACAAACCUGGCAAGCUCAGGGAAUAGUUCAAGGUGGAGUAUUAAAUCAGCUGGAAGGUUGGUCAGCAUUAGGCGACAAAGCAAAGGUAACCUUACUGAUAACUGGGAAGAACUAGAAUGAUAUAAAGUGUUAGUUAUGACAAAGUAGAGCAUUUCGGCUUCAGUGUAUUCCAUGUUUUUCUGCAAGAAUAGCCAGUCUGAAUCUGGGAUGGGUGCAUGCAUUUCUAGAAUACAUCUAGAAUAUUAUGAACCUGUUCCACAAAUGCUAGCACCAACCCCAGAAUACUUGGAUCCACCCAGUCCAUAGGAAAAAGUGCAAGUUUUGUUCUGUAUGUAUCUGCAAAAGAUGUGGAAUGUUCUAAAUAUUGUUUUAGGUUAGAUGAUUUAUGUAUGUACUUAAACCAAAUCAAAACACUGCAUCUUUUUACAGAACUGCAUUAUUCAAAUUCUUUAAUAGUUGAUUCAUUGGUUUCUUAGACUACUAUUUCCUCACUGAACAAAGUUCAACACCAACUUUGUGCCUAUAAUUUCCACAUUCACACUGUCUUAUCAUCUUGAGUUGCUCUUUAAAAACUGAAAUGAUUGUAUACACUGGUUGAAUAUUGAUUGCAUUAAUGUAAGAUUUAGAUUUCUUGAACUUCAGGUAAAUUUUUUGAAUGCUUUCCCUGUUUUGUGAAAAUGCUAGUUUGUAGCUGAUACCUCAUUGUUCCGGCUUUAUAAUGGUUCUUAAGAUGGACAUUUUGACCUGCCAAAAUUCUGUGUUCUUCUAAAAUACCAAAUCAAACAUGAAGCGCAAGAACACCAAUGUUUUUCUUCUGUUGAAACAUGCCACAGAUGCAUGUUUGCAACAGAAGAAAAACUGUUUUCUUCUGCAUGUUAAUAAUGCUUCUGCAUAUUGUGGUGUUGAACUAUCAUUUAGCUAAAGCAGAAGUACAAUCAUCCUGAAUUAUAUAUCGCAAACACAACUUGGAUGUCAGCCUAAGCACAAAUUCUAUCCUUACAAAAAUAGUUGCAUAUAGUUUGACUCCACUUUGUAGCAAAAAUAGAAGCAAAAACUCCUCAACUGAGCAAAUUUGAGUAAUAUGGAAACUUUUCAGGUUGCUGUUGCUACUCUGCUGAAUCAUUAUAUGUAUUACCAUCAUUGCUGAUAAUAAUAUUGCAUAUUAUGAGGUAUUUUUAGGCUGUUGUAUUAUUUAGAAAACUAAGAAAUCAAGCCUUUCAUAAAGUCCAGCCUAUAAGAAAUGUUAUCACUCAGUUUAUGCACAAUCCUUUUAUAGACUAAUUGUUUUUCAAUCUUUGUCCUUGUAUCCUUUGUCCACAUGAUCCUCUUUAUCUUUGCUGCUAUGUAAGAUUUAAUUGGUUAUGCUCUUUCUUUACAUCUUCAUGGAGACAAACAUUCUGUCUUGGCUAUCUACAAAUGCUUAUUUUAAUUUGCUGUUACACAAUUUGCUAGCUGCUGCUAACUUUUAUUACUAAAGAAGAAUAAUUUUUCACAGUGCAAAGAGAGCAGAAGAAAUGUACUCUUAACCUUAAUGUGGGGGUUCUUUCCCCAACAGGAUAUUUUUAUAUAUACAUUUGUUGAAAAUUGUUCCAUGUAUGCAUUUAGCAUGUUAGAAGACACUGUACUUUUGUAUGCAUAUGUGCCCCCAUGAGAGAAGAAAGAGAUUCAAUGACUUCGUUUGAACAACUUCCUUCAAAUCAACAAGGAAACACAUUAGAUAAAUGUUUUUGGGGUUUUUUUUGCAUUCUUUAUUAUAAGCAUCUUUUCCAGUCUUCUGACUGCUCCAUGUAUGAAGUUCCCUCAAAGACUGGAGAUUAAAACUUGUUAAAAGUUAUUUUACACAUAAUAUGUCCUUGUGAACGGAAUCCAGUAAUUUUGAAUUGGAGAAGACAGUUACAGUUAAAUGAGAAGCUACCAAAGAGCCAUUGCUCAGCUAACUACUAGUACUACUGAUUUCAAAAAUGAAGAAAAUAUUAAAAGUGCCUUGAAUUAUAAUCGUUUGUUAUAGAAAUGUUUGGUUAGAAAAAUUUACUGUUUUCUUCCUCAUCCUUACAAAACUUUGAUUAUUAUUUGAUUUCAGGUUCUGCAAAAUGAGUAUCUAAUCGAGGAUGGUAGCAUAUUUCUUGCCUCUUAGUUACCAAUCCUUACUUGAAACCGAUAUUGAGCAUGCAUGCCACUGCUUAUAGAAUGGGCUGUUUAGCAAUAUAGAAACUAAAAAUUUACAUUCAAAAUUUCUUUUUUAAGAAUCAGGUUUUUUUAUAGGACUGUUUUAUAACUAUGCAGAACAUUUCCAAGGUAUAAUUCCUCCCUACAGGUAAAAGCUUCAAAUUAUAUUAAAAAAUGAAAUAUCAGUACUACACAGACACAAAUUAUGGCUACAAUCCAGAGAUAUGAUAUUUCUGAGUUAUACAACAAGAUUUUAUAGCUUUUGUCCACCAUGUCAGUGCUGUCUUACGUCUUUGAGGAUACAGAAUUUUUCCUUGCUGCUCUAUUGCACUUCGAGAUGCCCUUAUGCCAAGCAGUAUCUUGUGAUCAAGUGACUUGCAUGCAGAUUGUAAAAUUGUGGUGGACUAGGCUGCCACAACCAGCCUGAAUCUUGAAUGUGAGCUAUUAACAAAUCCUUUUUUGCUUUUCAUUUUUUUUUCUACUGACAGUUGUAUUUCAAGCUAAUGGCAUCAGUCCUGUGCUGAGGAAUGAUAGACAACAUUUUUUUUUUCUUUUCAAAUACUAAAUUGUAAAAUUGUAGCCUAAAUAUAGUUGCUAUGCAGGAAUGGGAUUUUAUAGUAGCGUUAUAGCUGGACUAAGAAUUUAGAAAAAUAUUUCUUUGCGCAAAUUAAAGCAGAGUAUCCAAACCACUGAGAGUAAAAGUAUAUUAAGACCCCUUUUGAGUUCAGAGAAAACUUUACAAAUAUGCAUAAUCUGUUGAAAGUGAUUUACUGCCUGACUACGUCUAAUGUGUGCCCUUAUUUCUUUAAAUUAAUUGAAAGUAAUUCCAGAAUAUAGCCAUUUUCUUUAUGCAAAGACCUCUUUGGUUUACAAUUUAUGGAAGAUAACCAUAUAAAAGAAGCAAAAGUAUGUUGGCAUUGAGAUGCGACAUAGAAACAAAUCCAGGAGUGAAACUUAAAAGAGUUAAAUAUGUAUUCUUACUUACCAUUUAUCAAAACUUUUUUAUACUGUGACAGAUUGAGGUUCUGCCUUGCAUAUUAUACCUGUCAAGUGCCUGUAUUUCAUCUUGAUGUCAUUUCUGUGAUGUCCAGCUUAAUUCCAUAUUCACAUAUUUGUCCUAUAUUUAUAUAAAGAUGGGUAGAUUUACCAAACUAAAUCCUAUUGUAAAACAAAUUCCACCAUCUGCAUCCUAUGUGUUGACUUAAGCUGUUGCAGUAUUAAUAACGAGUUGUAAUGAUGAAGCUAAUCUACCUGAAAAGCAGAACUGAUAUGGAUGGUUUGGCCCCACUGUUACAAAAGCUGUUCUGUUCAUUGGCCGCAAUCGUGAUUGGCAAUCCUUCAAUACAGCCUUCACAAAACCCAUGGACCACAAGUCAUUCCUCUCUGACCUGCAGUGCAAAUUAUAUAUUGAGUGAUGGCUCGCCAUAGAAACCCUAAAAUGCUAUCAGUUGCUCUGCUGGAUCCUUUUGUGUGCAGUAAUGUGCAAUAUGGUCUAUUUGGUCUUAAUUCUGGAUCCUGUGUGCUUUGGAAGUAGGAAAAAGGUCCAAAGACCAGAUCUAAAGUGAAAAUUUGAGAUAUAUAAGGUAUUGCCUAGUAUAUUAAAGCUAUGGAACUUCUUUUAUAAACACGCACAAAGUCUAUCAAAAGUUGCACAUUAUUACAUUGGUUUCUGUAUGCUUAAUGUCAUCAAAAUUCAUGGGAUAUAAGUGUCCUUCACUAUGGCUGGUUUAUGUCCAUGUUUUCCUAAAGCAGAACUACUUAAUACUUAAAGGCAAUGAUUAAAUUUUAAUAUAAUUUAUUGAUGUGCUUUUGUAGAUUUUUAAAAUAUAAUUUUCCUUGUGAAUAUUUGCUUGACAACUUUUUAUUUGCAUUUUUCAUGUAUCACUACUUUGAUAUGUGUUAGCCUUCCUUUAAACAAUACAUACCCUUUUUCUUUUUGUAACUAUUUGAUUUUAACUAAGGUUUAUUAGUUUUAAAAACAUUGCUUGAAAGUUGCACAAAUGUAAUGAUUCAUACAUUGUUCAUGUUGCCUUUUCACUACAUCUAUGCAUAAUUCUUGGCUUGAAGUCAAUGAAGGUGAAAUGCUUUAUGUGACUUUAAUUAGUCACAAUGCUCAUGUUUCCUUUUCUGUAUUUUAUUAGUUUUACUUAAAAAUAGUAUUUUCACAGAUGAAUAAAAACUUAAUUAAAACCAA